AAAAAAAAAAACUCACAAAUGAACCGUUCAACUCAGUCCCAACCAAACCUAGUCCUACACGACUCCCUCCUCCUCCCCACCCCCACCACCACCACGACCACCACCGUCCCCACCACUCUACUAAGUCAGCCUCCUCCCGAUCCGGUUCCAAUUCCCAUUCCUCCUAUUCAAUUCUUUCCCAUUCCGAAUCACCCCUUUUUCUCAAUUUCCGAUCGUCCUUUCCCGAUCCCAAUUCCGGUUCCGAUGGCCUUAGAAGAAGACCAUAACGUUUACAAUCCAGAAGAAGAGCUCGACGAAGAGGAAGAAGAGGAUGAUGAAAGCGGGAAUCAUUUCAAUCAAGCCUCUCUCAAUCUUGCUAACCCGGUCUCCUCUACUGCUAAUGACAUCAACAUCAACAUCAACGCCGACGACGGCAUCGACCUGGUUAAUAAUCAUCCAGCCCAGAACGACGUCGUUGUGGACGACGAGGACGAUGACGUCGACGUUGACGAGGAUGAGGACGUCGACGACUCCACUUCCUCCUCGAAUGUCGCCCUUGCGCUUGCCGGCGGUGUCGCCGGCGUUGAUCCGUCGUCUCUCCUCAACCAUCAUCUCCACAAUCACCAGAAUCAUUUCCCUCCCCCUCCUGCCGUGGCGGCGUCAGCGGCGGCGGCGGGGAGGGAAGUUACGAUCGCCCUCCCUUCUGAUCAUCAUCAUCAUCACUCCCUCCCUGAAUUGAAUCAUCCACUCGUUGAUGAAGUCGUUGUGGCCACCGUCGCCGCCGCCGAGGGGAAGAAGCCGAUGCCAAUUGAUGAGUCCCGGAAGCUGUUCCAGCGGUUGUGGACCGAUGAGGAUGAGAUCGAGCUCUUGCAGGGGUUUUUGGAUUACACAACGUCCAGAGGAUUCACUAAUUCUUCCCACCAUCACGAUACUACCGCGUUCUACGACCAGAUCAAAUGUAAGCUGCAGCUGGACUUCAACAAGAACCAGUUGGUUGAGAAGCUCCGGAGGUUGAAGAAGAAGUACCGGAAUGUCAUGACCAAGAUGGGGUCAGGUAAAGAGUAUGUCUUUAAAAGUCCUCAUGAUCAAGCUACUUUUGAAAUUUCUCGUAAAAUUUGGGGCGAGAAUGGAGCUGGUAUUGUUGGUGGCGGUGGUUCUGCUGUGGCUACUGGCCGCGUUGGGGUUGUGUUGGAGGAAGGUGGAUUUGAUGAUGACGAAACUAACCAUAAUUUUAGUAUUAAUUUCCUUGAUCAAAGCCCUAACCUUAAUUUUACCCCUAACCAUAACCAUAACCAUAACCCCAAUGGAGUUGACAGUUUGGAGAAGAAAACACCGCGUUCCCGGAAAAGAUCACGCGGGGGAGCGGUGAAGGUUGAGGAGAAGCAGUUUGGGUUUAACAGUGUUCCUAAUUUGCAACAUUGCAAUCAGCAGCCACAUGUUGGUUUGGUGAUGGCCACUGCAACACCUAUUGCUCCAGCCGUUGCAGCAGUGUCAGGAGUAGGAACCGUACCUGGCCCUGGGCCAGGAGUGGUGCACACUCCAACUCCAACUCAAGCUACUCCAGCUCCGGCUCCAGCUCCAGCUCCAGCUCAGACGCCAGUGCCUGCGACCAAUUUGAUUGAGGAGACAGUGAGGAGCUGUUUAUCCCCCAUAUUCAAGGAGUUGUUGAAUAGUGUGAUGAGCUCGAAUGGACCCAUGAUGGGCAGCUCGAGGGGGUUCGGGUUUGCUUUGAGUCCUAUGCCAUUGGGGUUGAAUGGAGACAUGGUGACAGAUGAGAAAUGGAGGAAGCAACAGAUAUUAGAGUUGGAGGUUUAUUCAAAGAGGUUGGAGUUGGUUCAGGAGCAGAUCAAAGCACAGCUUGAGGAGCUGAGAUCAAUGGGGGGUUAAUAGAGUUAGGAAGAUGUUAGAGAUACUGAGAUCAAGUUGAUAGAUAGGAAGCUCUCAGUCUCAGAUCAAGGAGUAGUAAGUGUUUGGUGCAUUUUUCUUUUCAUGGUAUAGAUUUAGCUGAUAAAGUUCUUCUAGUAACUGAGCAUUGGUUUAGUAAUUUAAUUUUGCUGAAUAAUUGGUUUGAAGAUUCAACCUUGAUGGCGUGUUUGGAGUUUUUAGGCUCCUAAUAUUUGUGCAGAUAGCUGUUUGACAUGUACAUGAGAAUGGAUGAUGUAGGGAACUGGUUAUUUGACAUCCAUACUUGUUUUUUGGAAUUGAUGUGUAUAGCUUUUUCUUCUGCUGUAUACUUCUGUGGAAAAUUGAGCAUCUCUUGUUUCCUUGUAUGGUGUGAUACCCAGCUUUGAUUGCAUAUUAAAUUUGGUUACUCACUGUUCUUCGUGCGGCUGACUUUACUACCAGCUCAAGCAAUGCUGUCAUCAUUUACCAAGUAAGUUUUUAAGGUUUUGUUAUAGCAGCAUAACAGUAUUGAUAUUGCCAGGGGUAUGCGUCACCUUUCAAACUUCUGGAAUUUCAUGUUCUUGAAACUCAUGGAUUGCCUCUAAACUCUAAUGCAGAAAUGCUGAAAGUGAGUUGAAACGUAUAAGAUCUCCAAGUUUCGAUAGAUGGGUCUGAGAGAAAAUAAGCUUUCAUAUAUUUCAUAGUUAUGCAUGUUCCUGUAUACAGCUCCAUCAAUUUUAUUAUUUCAUCAUAGAUUAAGUACUCAUCCCUCAAAGUUGCAGAGAUUGUGUUCAAAAAUAACAUUUGGUAUCUUUUGUUUGAUAUUUAUCUCCUGAGAGUUGGAAAAUGAAGACUAGGAAAUGGGGAUUGAAGGUGAACUGAUUUCAUUAUUACUUUUGUUAAGUAUGAAUAUCUUUGGAGACAUUUCUCUUUGUAAAUUCUGUCUCUGCUGUUGCAAGUAACUUGUUCCCUGCAGUGCCUUAAUCCAUAAAAAUCUCGGAUAACCUAUCUGAAUCAAAGUGUUCCUGGUAGGGCUUUUUAACGUGUUCAAUAAACUUGGAAACUGGAAAGCCAUUUUGAAAAAAUGAAAGUAAGCAACUUCCUUUCUCAUCAC
This is a messenger RNA of Oldenlandia corymbosa var. corymbosa, 2977 nucleotides long. The record is from the annotation of a GenBank genome assembly. Lineage: Eukaryota; Viridiplantae; Streptophyta; Magnoliopsida; Gentianales; Rubiaceae.